CGAUCAGAAUCAUGUGGUUGAUUUCCAUUUUUAAAAUCAGAGUUCCAUUGUGAACGCAAUACUGGGAUACAAGGAUAACGAACCAAGAUCAGCCAAAGUGGGUGAGAUAGAGACAACAGCUAGACCCUCAUCAUAUCAACAUCCCGAUUUAGCCACCAUGGUUAUUUGGGAUAUGCCAGGCGUCGGUACACAAAGGCAUCCCAUGGAUACGUAUUUCGAUAAGCACUACUUGUAUGCCUUUGAUUUACUUGUUAUUGUGCUGGGAAACAGACUGAUGCAGUAUGAUAUUGAUAUCGCAUUAAAGGCAAAAGAGCACAAGAUUCCAGUUUUGUAUGUUCGCAGUAAAUCUGAUCAGGGUAUCAAAAGCAAGAUGAAGAGAAACGAAGGAAAUGAAAACUAUACUGAAAUGAUGGCUGCUGGAGAACUGGUGAAUGAAGUAAAAAAAAAAAAAAAAUUGUAUUGAUACUUGAACUGGAUGGUUUUCAUUAAAAUAGCUAAUU
Molecule: messenger RNA, 500 nt
Organism: Mucor mucedo
Lineage: Eukaryota; Fungi; Mucoromycota; Mucoromycetes; Mucorales; Mucoraceae
Exons: 3
Coding region: 158-463 (101 amino acids)
Cellular component (GO): membrane
Molecular function (GO): GTP binding
Source: RefSeq, a predicted model, not a curated record